GUGUGUAUACGAACAAAAGGCAUUAUUGCUGAAAAUCAACUAUUGGCCAAUUAGAUAAUAUGUACUUGAGUUAGUCCCAGUCGCUAGGCAAACGUAGCGUUUGGGAUCUCGAAACGCGGCUGUAAGGAGGUAAGGUACUGCUCGUCACUUGACGUCACCAUGAAGCACGUGAUGUUGUCCUACCAAUGGGACAUCCAGGAUCUGGUGAAGAAGGUUUAUGAUGGGCUACGUGCCUAUGGUAUUCGCGUAUGGAUGGAUAUUCACGGAGGCAUACGGGGAGAUAUCAACGGAAGUAUGGCAAAAGGUGUGGAUGGUGCCGCUAUUCUUUGCUGCUUUAUGUCAACAAAAUACUCCGAAUCCAAGAACUGCAAGAAGGAGCUGUCAUACGCUGACGGGAAGACUGGGUGCGAGGAAGUCAUAAUAGUUCCAGUCAUGUGCGAGAAAGGCUUCAAAGCAAAGGGCUGGCUUGGUAUAAUCACCGCGGGGCUCCUGUGGAUUGACUUCAGAGAUGAAGCGAAUUUCGAGAACAGUGUAAAAUCCCUCGCGCAAGAGAUAAUGCACGCAGUUGGUGAUUCGAGCGAUAUCACUUUGGCGCCCGACGAGAAACAAGAGGCUGCAAGUAAAUCCGUUGUGAAGCCGACAGCCGAAGUUAAGAAGAACCCGGGACGAGCUUUCAGACACAAGAUCGCUGGCAAAUUCCUAGCCGAGACUGGUCAAGUGAAAUUCCAUCCAGCGAGUGGAAAUCGAAGCACGCUAGCUCUCCGAGAUAAGCCUGAGGAUACGAGCUAUUGGGUGGAGGAACGUAAAUUAGAGGACAAGGAAAUUACAUUCUACAAGAACUAUGCCACUAAUGGCUACUUAGGCUACGAUCCGAACGGCGACUAUAUCUACACAAAGGGGCAGCGUUAUGGCGCCGAGGAAUGGAAGAUCGUGGCGGAUGAGACGUCACAUGACGGCAAGCGAGCUGUUGUCCUCUUUGCAAAUUACGGCAAGAAGUACCUUGCGAUCAGGAAUGGCAAGUUGACAGGUGUCAAUUCAAAGAACGACGACUGCAUCUGGAUUCUGGAAUAACUGAGUUGAAGCUUUAAAGUUUAAAUUUUUCAGCAGAUAUCUUGAAUUGCAAGGAAAAUGUAAGAUUCGUAUUGCGGUUGAAAAUGACUGAUAUAAAAAUAAAAGAAAAAUCUCACAACACAAA
This is a messenger RNA of Nematostella vectensis (starlet sea anemone), 1195 nucleotides long. RefSeq lists its product as uncharacterized. The record is from RefSeq and is a predicted model, not a curated record. Gene Ontology annotation, biological process: signal transduction. The coding region runs from base 160 to 1071 and encodes 303 amino acids. NCBI's taxonomy places the organism in Eukaryota, Metazoa, Cnidaria, Anthozoa, Actiniaria, Edwardsiidae. The transcript is spliced from 7 exons.